AUGAAGACCUUUGCUGCCAUUUUGACCCUCGUCGCUCUCUCUUCAGCUGCCCAGUACUCAGUUUCCAUCGACAAGGACGCAGGCCUGGUGUACACCAACACCAAGUGCGGAAAAAACUAUUGUAUUGAUUCCAAUUUUAAUGGCCUACACACUUACACUGCCUUCAACGGAAACGAGCACUUUUUGCGCAUCCUCAUGAGUUUUAAUUUUCCCAGUGGAAUCAAGAACGCAUCUGACAUUGAGGAAUGCGUCCUCGCGCUCCCCAAGUCCAUGACCAAGAGCCCUAAUACUCACUACUACAAUCUGUUUGUUAGAAAAUUGGAUGCCGACUUUUCUGCCUCCAAUGUCACGGCUAGAAACUCUCCCAAGGCUGGUGAGGUGAUUAACCAGACUACUGGUGAUAACAAGAAUGCCCCGCCCAGAAUCAAUAUUACCGCGGCCUGCAAGGCAGCUGCCAACAGAAAACUUGGUCUGGUUAUCGAUGCAUCGGGAACGCCUGUCACAAUCAAAUCCAAGGCUGGUGGCUCGGACACCCGCCUGUAUAUCAGAACAAAGUAA
This is a messenger RNA of Kickxella alabastrina, 558 nucleotides long. RefSeq lists its product as uncharacterized. Bases 1 to 558 code for a protein of 185 amino acids. The record is from RefSeq and is a predicted model, not a curated record. The transcript has a single exon. Lineage: Eukaryota; Fungi; Kickxellomycota; Kickxellomycetes; Kickxellales; Kickxellaceae.